Molecule: messenger RNA, 946 nt
Organism: Pocillopora damicornis (cauliflower coral)
Lineage: Eukaryota; Metazoa; Cnidaria; Anthozoa; Scleractinia; Pocilloporidae
Product: interleukin-1 receptor-associated kinase 1-binding protein 1
Biological process (GO): positive regulation of canonical NF-kappaB signal transduction; immune response
Source: RefSeq, a predicted model, not a curated record
UGUUGUGGUUUUUGAAGUCACUGCACAUAUUUCGGCAUCUUCGGCUUUUUUGGGAUAUUUUUGUUACGAAAUGAGUCGAUUGGAACCCAGAAAGCAUAGUCCAGCUAAAGUUUUUGCUGAGUUUACUUCAAUGAGCGAAAAUGAGGGUGUAAAUCCGGAAAAAAUGGACUCGAAACUCGAAGGAGCGUUUGACAAUAGACGAGAAAUUCAGAUAUUCGAGACUGGAGAAGUUACUCUUCCUCCUGAUAAAGCUAAGGUUUCGAUUGUCUGUUCCAAUACCAAGGAAUCUGUGGAGGUGGUGAAGACAAGUGUAAAUCGCAGAGUCGACUACGUUCUGCAGACUCUGAAAUCUCACCAUGUCAAAGACUUUAUCGUUCACAAAAUUUUAAACAGAAUCAAUAACCUAUAUCAAAUGGAAAUUGAAGUAGUUGUAGAAUUCAGUGAUUUCUCCAAGUGUGAAGAAGUGUGUAACCUGCUUGUGGAAAAGCUCGAUGAAACAGUGAAAGUAUCAAGUCCUGUGCUAUAUCACACAGCUAGCAAGCUUGAAUCAUUAAGACGGCAAGCCUGUGUUUGUGCAGUCAGAAAUGCAAAGAGCAAAGCUCUAGAAGUUGUUCAAAUGUUCAACCAAUCACUUGGACCACCAAUCCUGAUACGAGAGGAGCAUUAUGAAGAAUUUGUAGGAAACAGUAGAGAGAUGUCACUUGAAAACAAGGAUAUGGAACAACUGACUUUUCAAGAAAAGGUUGCUGUAGCAACAGUUACAGUCACUGUCAAGAUCUUUGCAAUAUUUGAGAUAAGAGAAAAAAUGAAAGCACGCAAGCAGAAGUGAAACAUUGAAUGCCAGACAGAACACUGAAGGAUGGUAGUAUUUAUAUAUUAUCAAGACUGUAUUUUCAGCAUCCUACUAAUUUAAACUUUUUAGAAAUGAAGUACAUCUAAUUUUUUA